GAAGCCCAGGUUCUCCCCUGGCUGACCCCAGGGGUCCAUCCUGCACCGGCCGGGGGCCCUGGCCUUGGGCCCCAGGUGCCGGCCCCUCUGGCCUGUGACGGUCCGCAGCUGGAUGGAGCCAUGGCUCCCACGCUGCUCCUCCUGCUGCUCCUGCUGUGGCUUCAGGGCUGCGUCUCAGGUGUCCCCGCCGAGAGCGUGUACUCCAAAGUGCAGCAUUUUGAAGGGGAGACUCUGUCUGUGCAGUGCUCCUACAAGAACCGCAAAAAACACGUGGAAGGCAAGGUUUGGUGCAAAAUCAGGAGGAAGAAGUGUGAGCCUGGGUUUACCCGGGUCUGGGCGCCGGGGCCGCGCUACCUGCUACAGGACGAUGCCCAGGCCAAGGUGGUCAACAUCACCAUGGUGGCCCUCAGGCGCCAGGACUCGGGCCGGUACUGGUGCAUGCGCAACAGCUCCGGGAUCCUCUACCCUCUGAUGGGCUUCCAGCUGGAAGUGUCUCCAGUCCCCACAGCCGAGAGAAGCACUCCUCUCACCCAGCUGACCGACAUCCUCAAGAGUGGAGUUGUCGUCACAACGGGCCACAUCCCUACCUCAGGCCCCGGGGCCCCCUUCACCACCAGCGUGACGAUGCUCACACCCGGGGUCCUCACCUUGGCCAGACUCGUGCCCUCCCCGGCCUCGGGGACCAUCAGGCUGAGCUCCGUGACAGGCUACAGCUUCACCAGCCCCUCCACCCCGGGGCCCAUGAGGAACAAGGCCCAGACAGUGACCACGUCUCCCAGCAACGCCAGAGCCUCCUCAGCGGCCCCCGCAUCCGUCUCCACCGAGGCCGGGCCGCUGCGCACCACAUCGCCCACCAUGAGAAUGUGCCGCACCAGCAGGUCGCUCCUCAACAAAUUAUCUCCCAUCAGGCCCCGGGCUGCCCGGGCUGCUAACCCCACUGUGCUGGCGGGGGUGCUGUCCUUGCUCUCGGUGCCUGUGAUGAUGAUCGCGGUCUAUGGCUUCUGGAAGAAGAGACACGUGGGCAGCUACAGCAUCUGCAGGAGCCCUGCCAGGCCCUGGAGGGCCCCCCCUGGAAGGCCGGAGCCUCCGUGGAAGCCUGCAUGGUUUAAGGCCACUUAUGGAGUGGGGGAGCUUUUCCCCGAGGGACCCCAGGAAGUCACAGAAGUGAAGAUGGGGACCUGUCUGGAUUGGAGCCAGGUUGGGGGGUGAGGACUUGUACAUGCAUGGGCUCAGGGCUCCCUAACCUGAGGCUGCUCCUCACUCGCCCAGUCCCUGGCUGCCAGGAGCCUGGGGAGGGGCCCCCAAGAGGGUACUUCACAGGAAGCCAGGAAGCCCCUGACGGAAUCUGCUCAGAGCCCGGCCCCAGCUGCCUGGUGCUGUUUACAGACAAAGCCUCAGCUCCCACGGCCUCCGGACCCCUGCCGUCCAGCAGAGGGGAGAGGAGCGAGAUGGACAGCAUCCCUCUCCCCACCGGGACCCUGUGUCCUCAGCUGCCCUCUGCUCCCCUCCAGCUUCCCCAUGAACGUGGGGAAGAAAGUCCCAGAGGCAGCAGGUCCCAGCGGCCCCCCUGGAGGAGGAGGAGAAAGUGACUAAGAGCUGGGGGUCCCAGAGGCAUCGGCAGCAGGGGCCCCAGAGCUGUCCAGCCCGGCCCUGCGGCCAUGUACCCUCCACUGACCUCCCAUGUGCAAUCGCCAGGCUGCUGGUCCCUCAAGUCCUGGGAGCCAGCAGAGACCACCCUCUCACUGCUGCCACCUGCUGGCCAGCCCCUCCUGGGACAGGUGUGAUGGGCAGCUGAGAGCCCCCCUCAGUGGCAGGACCAGCCUGACCCCAGACUGGGGUGCAGAGGCUGAAGUCAAGACUGUCUCCCCAAUCCCACCUGGGCUGCAGGUCUGAGCUCUGAAGGCCCUUCAGAGUCCCCUGAAGGGGGACCACAGCUCAGUGAGGGGGGAUUGCCACCCCCAACACCCUCCCUCCCAGGGUGUCCUCCCCUGGGGAGAGAGAAGCCACUGUGACACAGGGAGACAGAUCAGAGCUCCCACAGCACAGGACUGCCUGGUGGGGGUGGGCGGGGCCAAUGGGGCAGAUGCAGCCCAGG
Molecule: messenger RNA, 2095 nt
Organism: Myotis davidii
Lineage: Eukaryota; Metazoa; Chordata; Mammalia; Chiroptera; Vespertilionidae
Gene: TREML2
Product: triggering receptor expressed on myeloid cells like 2
Exons: 5
Coding region: 121-1209 (362 amino acids)
Biological process (GO): T cell activation
Cellular component (GO): cell surface
Molecular function (GO): signaling receptor activity
Source: RefSeq, a predicted model, not a curated record